AGCAGGGCGUGCGAUUUCGUCCGGGUCGUAGCGAUUGCCCACUGCAGACUUUUCGCGUACUACAUUUAGCUGAAUUAACGGAAAUGCUUGUCUUACACUGCAAAGCAAGGAGCAUUCACAUUUAAUUUCGAUCUUUUUGAUGUAAUUCAUCACAUGACGCUCUUACGUCGUGUUUUGUCGCGGUGUUUGCGUGCUACCGGAUUCGUUGUCCAGAGCGUUGCCAUUGCGUACUGUGUCGUCGAAUUCUGCGGAGACCUAGUUAUAUGCAGCGGGUCUUCCAUGGAGCCUACUAUUGCGUCUAACGACAUCCUUCUCACUGAACACGUAUCUGUGCACACGAACCGCAUUCAGAGAGGCGACAUCGUCAUAGCGAAGUGCCCCAACAAUCCGCGGCAGUACAUAUGCAAGAGAGUCGUUGGUGUUCACGGAGACCAGUUGAUAUCCGGGCUCUUCGUGCAAAGGAUACCAAAAGGACAUGUUUGGCUUGAAGGUGACAAUAAGGAGAACUCAACAGAUUCCCGUGCAUAUGGCCCCGUUCCACUUGGCCUUGUCAGAGGAAGAGCAGUGUGUAGGUGACCUCCAAGAUUGCACGACAUGCUCAUCUUGGAGCAGAGCAUUUCUCGUUUGUAGCAGCUUUAACGGAAUGUAGCAGAUUGGAGCAGCAUUCCUACUACUACAUUGGUCAUAAGGCUACUACUACGAGCGAGUUGAGGGGUGAAGACAGCAGCUAGAUCAUGCGCCUGCAAAACUAUGGCAUUGGGAAGUUCUGGAGAGUGAGAACAAGUUUUUGGCCUCCCUUUCGAGCAAUGUAGAUGCUUUAGGAGGCUGACUGGACAGCCUUGCACAGUAGCCUGUUUUUUGAAAAUGGCUGGACAUUGCUUUGUACCAAAUAAUUUGCUGCACAUGUAGAAGCUACUAGAGCAAAAAUUGCAUCACCACUUUCAAGUGCCAUAAGUGCUAAUUUUGCAUGCUGUUCCUCUUGGUUUUGCAGCUGUAUCCAUACAGGAACGCCACUUUCUUCCGGAAUGAUGCAUAAUAAAAAGACUGUCUUGUCUGAAGCAAGUUUA
This is a messenger RNA of Dermacentor silvarum, 1067 nucleotides long. RefSeq names its product mitochondrial inner membrane protease subunit 1-like. The coding region runs from base 154 to 576 and encodes 140 amino acids. Gene Ontology annotation, molecular function: serine-type endopeptidase activity. The record is from RefSeq and is a predicted model, not a curated record. NCBI's taxonomy places the organism in Eukaryota, Metazoa, Arthropoda, Arachnida, Ixodida, Ixodidae. Gene Ontology annotation, cellular component: mitochondrial inner membrane peptidase complex; membrane. The transcript has 5 exons.